GGUGGUGAAGGAUUCGUCGAGAGAUUCUAAUGGAGUUCGCCGCAAUGCUUUGGUGCUAUCCGGAAGCAAAAGACCGUCGUCGGAGUCUUUUCGGAGCAGUGAUGAUCGUCGAUUUAGCAAUGCUAAAAGAAUGAGAGUGGGUGUGAGUGCACGGAGCUACGGGUACAACAGCCGUUUACACGAUUCAAAAGAUCUUCGCCUGAAACUAACACGCAAGAGAAUGUCAAAGCAUAUAGAGCUCGAAAACGAGAAGCGUAAAAAGAUGGAACUACACGAGAAGGCAUCAAGAGCUACACCACCUUCUAGAAGGGCUGCUGAAACACAACCAAUAGGUUCAACGAUUAAAAAUUCUUAUGCUUCUUGGAAUUCAAAUGCAGUGAAAACGAGAUCCCCCGAAAGAAUUCGAAAUUUUCUGGUGGAUUUUCUAACAACCCCAUGAAUUCUAUUGGCCAACUGCCACAUGUACCAUCAAUUAGGCCGAUAGAUGCUUCAAGAGAAGAGCAUUUGUCGAUGAGGGAUGCCUUGGAAUCUUCUAGGCCUGAUUUACCUAUAUUCACCACUUCGAGAGGUUUUCUGGAUAAUGGCAAGAUGGUCACCGAUCUUCCUCCAGCAACAGGUCG
Erythranthe guttata (spotted monkey flower) is the source of this 620-nucleotide messenger RNA. Lineage: Eukaryota; Viridiplantae; Streptophyta; Magnoliopsida; Lamiales; Phrymaceae. The record is from RefSeq and is a predicted model, not a curated record.